Messenger RNA from Talaromyces stipitatus ATCC 10500, 2496 nucleotides. RefSeq lists its product as uncharacterized. The coding region runs from base 1 to 2328 and encodes 775 amino acids. The record is from RefSeq and is a predicted model, not a curated record. Gene Ontology annotation, cellular component: HDA1 complex. NCBI's taxonomy places the organism in Eukaryota, Fungi, Ascomycota, Eurotiomycetes, Eurotiales, Trichocomaceae. The transcript has 2 exons.
AUGGAGACGAGACCAGAUCCGACAAUUCGUCAAGGCUUUGAGUCUUCAAGGAGGUUCGACGACAUCCCCGGCUCCACUCCAAAGGAGAAACUUCAAAAUGCUCAUGCUCGGCUGCGCGCGCCGGCCAGUGUUGCUCCGACUUCAGUUGCCGAAAGUGCAACGCCAUCAUCUGCAGGGGACAUUGAACCUGUUGUACCGGUAUCUGUCCCCCAGACAACAUUACCUUUGAGUACUCGGGCGCACGAGAAUCCUGAAAACCUGGCUGCAUCAGUCGAGGAACAAGGGGACGCAACGGAUGUCAUUGUGGUCUCUCCAGCACUACUGUUUCCCGAACAAGCGAGUGUGCAGACUAUCCAACCUAGUGCUAUUUUCGAAAAGACUGAACAUUGUCUCCCGGGCUCGCUUCGACUUGGCCCUUCUGAAUUUGCCGUUACUAUGCCCAUGGACUCCGUAGGCAAGGAUAACUACGAGAGAGCUCUCGCGGAGCAUUCAGAGUCUGUAAAACUGCUUCUGUCUGGAUUUAAGUCCGGGGAUGGAACUGUCCCCUCCCAAUCUGAGCAGGCUCAAGUCAUAUCGGACAUUCGGCAUCUUAUCGAAAAGCUCGACAACGUUGCGAUUCAUACUGAUCUGAACAUAGCCGAGCACGUGAAACAGUCUAAAUGGGAUUCUCACAAAGAAGCCUCGUGGGCAGAAUAUACCAGUUCCAAAUUCCUAUUUUUAGGUCAUUUGAUAGAGAUUGCUGGGGCACAAGAUCUGCACAUCUUGUUUAUGGUGGGGAAGAAGGAAACUGCCGAAUUAGUUGAACGCUACUUCCAAGGGAAAGGAUUUGCUCCCGUCCGACCCCGUGCUGAGAUGCAUGGACACGUCGAGCUCUCUUUGGUCAAUGGAUCGCUCAGCGUGGGCAUUCUGUCUACGGAACAUGAUGGUACUGUGGAAACCUAUCGGCCGCCGGCAGUCAUCAUUGCACUUGAUUCCUCAUUCAAUACGUCAAGCCCCGUGGUCGAGCAUCUCAGGACCACAUACACGCGUAACGGGAACUUGCUCCCUGUUGUGCACUUGAUGAUAGCCAAUUCUAGUGAGCACAUUCAGCGAUGUCUACCCGAUCUCCCGGAACCACAAAGAUUGAGGUUACUCGUACAUAUUGUGAAGAGUCUUGUGGAUGUCCUGGGCGACUUACAAGAUGAUGCUUUGGGCGUGCAGGAUGAUGCUGAAGAAAUUUUUACCUGUCUUAUGUCAGAAGACUUUAAUGUUAGUUGGAACCUUCCUCCGAUUGAACCACUUCACAUACUUGUAUCGAAUGAUCUGCAAACCCAAGAACCUCUCGGUGCGCAAGCUCCGGAUCCGAUGACAACUGGAUCGUCCGUGAAUAAACGUAUAUUUGAUACUUUGGAUGCCGUCGCUCCUGAUUCGAAGAGGCAGCGCCUUCAUUUAUCACAGGAUCUUACUCAAACAACGACGCAGUCCACUGCACCACCGAGUCAAACUUUGGAUUUGACCGCAAAGUUGCAGGCUCUCGAGGCUCGACUGGUUGAAAUGAAGACUGAUCAUGCUGCCGAAGUUGAUCGAUUGCAAGAGACGAUUACUGAUUACGAGACUCGCUCAAAAGAACGUAUCAAAGGAUGGGAGGAUCUACAACACCGAUAUGAAACUCGCAACAAGGAGUUGCAUCAACUACGAAGAGAGCGAGAUGGCUUGACCGUGGACAAAGCAAAGCUUGAACAGAAAGUCGUCAAACAACAGGAAGAGAUAACGAAGCUCAAAGAUGAACGGACCCAACUGAAACACGACUUGGAAUCAGCGAGGAAGGAUCUCAAAGCUGAAGGCGGCUUGAGCGGAGAACUUGAAACUUUACGACAGAAGAUUCGUGAACUUACCGACGACCAUACGAAACUCACAAAAACUCUCGAGUAUGAAAAGAAGCAAGCCGAAUAUGCGCGUGAACAAUAUCAAAAUGCAUCAUCCCGUGCCGCAGAACUAGCCAAUGAGAAACAAGCUCUACAGAGCCAGCAAAUGAUUCUUCAAAGUCAAGUUGACGCUGAGGCGGUCAAGUUGAAAGAACUUAAACUGCAAAACGGCGAAGCAAAACACCUAGCUCGAGUUAAGGAACUUGAGCAGACUCUAGAAUCCCGUGAGUCUCUUCUUCGGAAAAAGGAAGAAGAGCUUCGAACUAUUCGCAACAACCGUCCAGCUACACGAGCAACUAGUACACAACCCCGAAGUCCCAAGUCAUGGGGGAACGGCAGUCGACCGACCAGCCCUGGCAUCAACAACAAUGGACUAGGGAAUCGCGGCAGUGGACUUCGGUUUAGCUCUGAGAUGUCUUUCUGAAAGCCUACAUCACCAACUACGAUACUAUCCUUAAUUCCAUCCCUCAGUAUAUUAGAGAGAAAAAGUGUCUUCACCUUGAUUAGGUGUGAUGAGGAGCUUUUGUCAGACCUCCGAUCAUGAUGAUGUAACGACUAGAGAAUAUAUAAACUUUGCCUGUUGUCUAUUAUA